AUGGCCGCUGUCAAUGCAAACCCGCCUGCGCAAUAUUUUACCUCGCUCUCCCGCAACUAUGGUCGUCAGACCGGUAACUCAACUCGCGCAAUAUUUGCUUCGAUUUUAGGGCGCAUUUCCCCGUCUAUCGCCUCGUCCUCAGCGAUUCACGACAAUGCAGGUGGUGUCGGGACUGCCACUUCGGUCAUUCUCGAAGAUCUCGCCCCCACGUCUCCAGAUGACAUCCCAGAGGUUCUGAUUACCGACAAUAACCCUGGUAUGAUUGCCGCAGCGAAAGAGGCCUUCAGAGAUAUAAGUUCCAGAAUCACUGCGACCGAGGCAGAUUCUCAGGAUUUGAGCAACAUCUCUGAUGCGGUGUUCACCCAUUCCAUUGUAAAUUUCUCGGUAUUUCUCUUUUCCGAUGCGCUUCAAGCACUUCGCGAGAUCCAUCGCACCCUCCAGCCCCAUGGGGUCGCAGUGCUUCUAACAUGGAAGCGAUUUGGAUUUGGCUCAACUGUCCACGUUGCGCAGAGUCUUGUUCGUCCUGAUCUGCCGCCGAUGCCAAUCCCUGGUUCCCACUUCAUGCACGAAGGUGUGUUGCGUGAUUUCGUGAUCAAGGCCGGAUUCAACGAAGAAAAGGUGCAAGUGCAUCACGAUGAAACUAUAAGGAAAGAUGAAGACCUUGAAGGAAUGAGAGACUUCAUGCUGGGGGAUAUCUCGAAGAUGGCGACAAAAGACUGGACUGAUGAAGAGAAAGGUAGAUGGCCCUCAGCUGUUGAUGAAGCCAUCCAAAAAGAAGUUGAACAAUAUGGCGGGAUUCAAUUUGAAGCCUGGACCGUCAUUGCACACAAGUAG
This is a messenger RNA of Penicillium subrubescens, 834 nucleotides long. Its product is annotated as class I SAM-dependent methyltransferase. Gene Ontology annotation, molecular function: S-adenosylmethionine-dependent methyltransferase activity. Bases 1 to 834 code for a protein of 277 amino acids. The transcript has a single exon. Lineage: Eukaryota; Fungi; Ascomycota; Eurotiomycetes; Eurotiales; Aspergillaceae. The record is from RefSeq and is a predicted model, not a curated record.